Messenger RNA from Insectozyma verbasci, 1020 nucleotides. The record is from the annotation of a GenBank genome assembly. NCBI's taxonomy places the organism in Eukaryota, Fungi, Ascomycota, Pichiomycetes, Serinales, Debaryomycetaceae.
AUGAAUAACAGUUCCACCAAUAUUGAUAAUAUUUCAUUAAUUGAACAUUUGAAGUAUACUUUGUCAAAAGAAUUAGAGAAAAUAUGUAAAGAAUCUGCUCAUGAUGUUACAUAUAAAUCAAUUACAAUUUCAAUAACAAUGUUUAGAGAUGAAGAAACUAAUAAAUUUGAAUCAGAUAUUAAAAUUGACAAACAAAAAACAAGGACCAAAAGAAAAACAAAGUCAGAUUCUGUUGUAGUUACAAAAGAACAACCAAUGGCUUUACCUUCAAUCUUAAAUCAUUAUAGAGAUUUACUUGAGACUUAUUCACCAAAUCAACACCAAGAUCAAUAUCAAGUUGCAGAUUAUUCACAAGGUCAAAAUCAACAUCAGGUAACUAACUAUGUACCAUAUUACAACCAUUAUCAAUAUCAUCCUAUUCCUGUAAAUCAUGUUACAAAUCAAUAUUCAUACUCAGCUGGAAAUAAUCAACCUACUAAUUUAGCUUCAAGUCCAUUUCCAGAUACAAAUUUACCAGCAACAUCACCAGCAGCAUUACCUAUCUCAAUUCAACAGUUGCAAGAAAUUAAUUCAUCAUCUAAUGAAGAUUCUACUACUUUUCAAAAUAAUUCUCAACCACUUACAGCUUUAACUAAUGAAUAUUCUACUGUACUGGUCAAUACAGAACCAACUGUUUUACCAUUAUAUGAUUCAUACAGUACUAUUGAACCACCAAAAUUGAGUAUAUCACCAUUAAAUGAAGUUUGGAAUUCUAGUCAAGAAUUACGACCAACUAGUCUACCACCAUUUGAAGCUUUAGAUACAUUUGAACUACCAGAACCAAUCAUUUCACCAUUAGCUAAAUCGUUCAGGAUUACCCAUGAAGGAUUAACUUCUAAUUGUACUGCUGAAGAAAAGAAUGAACCAAAAGAUGAUUCAGAACCAAAAUCGAGACGAAGAGGUAGACCACCGAAAGUUGUUAAACCAAGUAAAAAAACAGUUAAAAAACAAGUUGUCAAACAAGUUAGUGUAGAAGAUUAG